AUGAGUAAUAAAGAUGAACAUCAACAAAUGCAAAUAAAGAUACUAUAUUCUUUUGAUGAUAAUGCAACAACUUUUUUAUGUCGAUCAACUCAACAAUUUGCCGUUCAAACAGUUGAAGUACCAAUUCAAUAUUCAAUUAAUGAUGAACCAGAAAUAAUAACAUUGGGAGCAUUUGAAUUAAAAGAUUGUAUUAAACAAUUAUUACAAACUAAUCCUGAAAAUUUUAAAUUACAUUCAGAAGAUUAUGCUUUAUAUUAUAAAGAUAUAACUGAACAACCUGAUGAACCAUUUGUAUCAAAUGGAGUAUUAUCAAAAUUAUUAUCAUCAAAUGACUCAUGUUUAAUACCUGGAAGAGUUUGUCAAAAUGUUUCUGCAAAUUUUUUAUUUGGAAAUAAAUCAAAUAUAUCAUCAUUAACAUUAGAAAUUAGAUUAAAAUUACAUACUAUUGAAGCAACUCCAAUAAAACAAUUGCCACCAAAACAGCCGAAUCAACAACAACGUCAACCAUUAUCAACAAUAAAUACAUCACAAAUGGAAAGAAAAAGACCUUAUGAAUCAAUUCAUAAAUCUUCAAAUUCAGUACCUGCUGCUAAAGCAACUAGAACUCUUUCUUUGCCAUUAUAUUCAAAUAUUCAAAAUAUACAACAAGCAGAUAAGACUUCUGCACGCUACAAUAGAGAAAAUGUUGAAAAUAGAUUUAAACUGGCACCAUUUUAUCAAGAAAAAGUAGUCGAUAAGAAUGAAAGGAAACAACAAAAAAAUUACUCAAAUCAAUCACCUUCACAAUCAACGAUGAAAUCACAAUUGCUACCUCAAAGAGCCGUGCGUACUAGAUCAAUGCUUACAACCACUCCAUUAGUUAUAUCUUCCCCUAUUAAUGAAGAGAAUUAUUCAUCUGAUGAUCCUGAAUAUAGAGUUGGUAAUAAUACUAAUGAAGAAAAUGUACAAGAGGAAGACGACGAAGAAGAAGGGACUGAAUCUCAAGCUGAUACAACUUCACCAUACACUCCACAACAACCUCCAUAUAUUCCUGAUAAUAAUGAUAAUAAUGAUUCCAAAGAUACCCCACCAGAAGAUUCUAAUGAUGAUAAUGAUUCCAAAGAUACACCACCAGAAUUACCAGAAGAUCUCGAUAGCAAAAGAACUCAUACCAUCCCUAAUGCAAAAUUACCAAAAAAUCAUGGACUUGUAUGUAUUAAUCGAUGUUGCCAAACUCAAACUUCAAUUGCUUGGAAAUAUUUUGAACUUGAAGUUAACACACAAAUAUCACAAUUAAUUAGAGCUAAAGAAUUUGAUAAAAAGAAUUAUGAAGGAAUGUUAGGACCAUUAUGUAAUGCUUGUUUCUUAUUUUAUAAAAAUAAAGGAUUUAUGAGACCUGAACAUGUUGUUAAAAAAUAUAAUCAACAACAAAAAUAUACUCAAAAAAUAAAAUUGAAAAGUACAAAUAAUGCAAAAGAAGAUGAUACAAUUAGAAAUUCAUUAAAUAGUAUUGCUAGUGCUAGAAAAAAUAAUCAUCAUCAUCAUCAAACUUCAUCUCCUGCUACAUUUCCAACUCCUUCUCAUACCCCAUCUGCUAUUAAUCAAGUGAUACAAAAUAAAUAUCAUAAUAACAAUAAUAACAAUCAUUAUAAUCAAUCAAAUUCAAAUUCAAUUCCAUCUGGUCAAACACCUGAUUAUCAUGAUUUAUUAAAUCAAUUAAAUGUAUAUGGAGGUCCAUCAACGGAUAUAGAUCCAUUACCUAAUGCAACACCACCAAUGAUUGCCACAAAAUCAAAUACCCGUGUUAUAAAUCUUGAAGAAACUGAUGAAAGAAAAGCAACAAGAUUAAAUACAAAAAUUAUACCAAUUUUUAAUGAAGAAGAUAAAGAAAAUCAACCUCCUCCUAUUAAUUUAACAAAUGCUUCAGCAACAAAUACAUUAAAUGAAUUUGAUGCAAUAUUACAAUCAAUUCAUGAAGAUUCAGAUAGCAAUUGGAUGAAUUUUUUAACUCAACCAUCAUCAUCAUCUCAAAUAAAACAUGAAACUAGUCCAAAUUCAAAAACUCCAGUUGAUCAGUUACAAAAUUUAAUAACUACUAAAAAGAAAAAUAAUAAUAAUUCUCCUGAUUCUUCAAAACUGUCAUUAGUUAAUAAUAUGCCAAGUUCUCCAUACCUAUCUAAUCAUUUAAAUUUAAAUGAUGAAGAAUCAAAUGAAUUAAAUGAUGAAUUAAGUCAAUUGGUAAAUUCUGAAUUUAAAAUUAACAUGAAUCAACAAUCACAAGACCCACAACAACAAAAUAAAUCACGUCAACAUUUAAAUUCUUCAUCACCAAAUACAGCUAGUAGAAAUAAUACAACAAAUUCAUUAUUAAAUUGGCAAUCUCAUAAUACUAUUAAUAAAGAUCUUGGUUCAACUCCAAAUACUGAUUUUUUUUCAAAUGAUGAUUUACAUAAUGAUGAUAAUAAUGAAAUGAUUAAUAAUAAUAAUAAUAAUAAUAAUGGUUCAAAACACAAAGGGUAUAGUUCUAAUGUUGAUUUAUCUAAAAAAUCUAUUCAUACUUGA
Messenger RNA from Lodderomyces pseudojiufengensis, 2541 nucleotides. RefSeq lists its product as uncharacterized. Gene Ontology annotation, biological process: silent mating-type cassette heterochromatin formation; regulation of transcription by RNA polymerase II; rDNA heterochromatin formation. The coding region runs from base 1 to 2541 and encodes 846 amino acids. The transcript has a single exon. The record is from RefSeq and is a predicted model, not a curated record. Lineage: Eukaryota; Fungi; Ascomycota; Pichiomycetes; Serinales; Debaryomycetaceae. Gene Ontology annotation, molecular function: zinc ion binding; sequence-specific DNA binding.